CAAUUCUACGAAGCGCCUGGCCCAUCGUCCUCCAGCACUUUGUCGAUUCCGACACGGUGUGCUUUGCCCUUGGGCAAGGGGAGGAUUGCGAGAUGCAUACCUAUCAGACCACGAUAUCCAAGGAUGAGACUGUCAAUGACUUCACGCGGCGAAUGGCCAGGGAGACACCAUUACCGUCCGGUAAUGACCGCAAGCUGAACACCUGCGUAUGGCUGGGUGCGACGGCUGCGACGUGCCAGAGCUUGCAGAGAAAUGGCUUUUUCCAGCUUCUUCUGGUUGUAAAAGAAGCCGCCAGUUCAGUAGCCUCUUCGCAGGUGUUGUUGUUUUCUCAGAGCUCGCUAUUGUCUGAAGGCCAAGCUCGGCAUCUCGCCUCCACUGUCAGUCAAGCCAUCUCGGAAGUUCUCGCACACUCCGACCGGAGAGUCGACGACUUGGACCUGCUCAGUGCGGAAAAUGAGUCGGCCAUUGUGCGGUGGAACAACAAUCGGAAUUGGCCAUCACGGCCAGGAUUGAAGCCCAUCCUGGACAUCAUUCAUGAGCGGGCUGCGGAACACCCCGACAAAAUCGCCAUCUGCGCGUGGGAUGGGAAUUUGACGUAUAGAGAGCUGGUGCAGCAGGCUGCUCGAAUGGCUAGCUACCUGCGUCAGGUCACCGGACUUCGCCCGAGAGACUUGAUUCCGCUUUUCACAGAGAAGGGCGUGUGGACGACGGUCGCCCAGCUUGCGAUUUGGAUGGUUGGGGCUGCAUUCGUGCCUCUCGAGUCGUCGCAUCCAGAUGACCGCCUGCGGUCGAUUCUGGGCAUUAUCAAGACCAGAUUCAUUCUCUCGUCCGAAGCCCUUUCGGGACGGGCUUCUACUCUGAUCGAGAACGUGGUCACUAUACCCAGCACACUGGCCGGGGACUCCGUCACCGCGGACCCCGGCCACCCCGACACCGAUCCUGAAGCACCGGCAUAUAUUCUCUUCACGUCCGGCACAACGGGGUUGCCCAAGGGCGUGGUGAUGGAGCAACAGGCCCUAAUGUACCUUUCUCGGCAGGCUUCAUCAUGGGACAUCCGUUCCGACUCACGGGUCCUGCAAUUUGCCGCCUACAGCUUCAAUCUUUCUGUGGUUGAAACCUACUACACUCUGAGUACCGGUGCGACCCUUUGCGUGAUCUCGGAGUUCGACCGGACGAACAACCUGCCCGAAGCAAUGCAGAAAAUGCAGGUAAGCUGGGCCGCGUUGACGCCGUCGCUUCUGAGCCGCAUGGAUGCCAGCGCCCCGCCCUCGAGCCUAAGGUCUCUGGUUCUGGGUGGUGAAAGCAUGAGUGAUCAGGACUUCCAGCGCUGGACGGCCACAAGUCAGGUCCAGCUGAUCCAGGCCUAUGGGAUGAGUGAACACGCCGGGCUCCCGUGUCCCAGUCCUCUAUCUAUGACCCCGCGAUGCGACCUCAAAGCCUUUCCCCCAUCGCUGAUUGUACGCCAGUGGCUGGUCAACCCUACAAACCACCAGAAGCUGGCCCCCAUCGGGGUAGUGGCCGAACUACUUCUUGAAGGGCCCAGCCUGGCGUGGGGGUAUCUGGAUAACGCUGAUGCAACCGCCUCGGCGUUCAUCGAGGCUCCAAAGUGGCGGCACGACCUGCAAGCAAAGCUCGACGGGACCACUCCCGGACGCAUGUAUAAAACAGGCGAUUUGUUCCGCUACACGGCAGACGGUAGCAUUCAGUAUGUCGGCCGGAAAGGAACAAUGGUCAAGAUACGCGGCCAACGACUGGACCUCGGCGAGAUCGAGGCGCAUGCGCGGACGGUCUGUCGAGAUGGGGUCCAAACGAUCGCCGAGUCAGCCAUUCCUGCCAAUGGCAAGGAGAUUCCGAUCGUGGCACUAUUCCUCCACUCGUCGGAUUAUCAACCGAAGAGGGAGGCGGCGGACAGCGCAGGCGCCCCCCUGUUGCUCGCGACUGCGAGCCCGGACUUCUUCUCGGACGUCAAACGUAUCCGAGCACGCCUGGAAUCCCUUCUUCCCAGCUACAUGCUUCCUAGUGUCUAUCUACCGUUGGCCCGGGUGCCCUCCACUUUGACGGGCAAAGUCGCGAGACGGAGUUUGUGUGAGGCGGUGCAGCAGCAUUCUCGCGAAGAACUAGAAGCCUACCAAGGGGAGGGGGCCAGAUUGGUCAUGCCGGUCUCGGAAACAGAGAGGAAGCUUCAUUCGUUAUUUGGAGAGGCUCUGAGCCUGGACCCGACGCAGUUCGGGGUCGAGCAUGAUUUCCUGAGACUGGGAGGAGACUCUUUAGCGGCCAUGCGAGUGGUGAACCUCUCCAGACCGCACCAGUACGCCCUCACAGUCGCAGAUAUCCUGCAGCAGAGAACAAUCGCAAAUUUGUCUCAGCUGCUGGCAAGGCGCCAGUCAGACGACUCUGGCAGCGAGAAGGAGCCCAGUGCGGACCCCCACGUCGAAGUCCUCCGGCCUUUGCUCGCCAAGAUCAAACUGCACAGUGCAGAUGUGGAAGACGUGUGUUGGUGCUCCCCUGUCCAGGAAGGCAUGUUGUACAGUCAUGCUCGCUUUGCCAAGAUGUACCACACGCGUGCGAUCUGGGAAGUAGCUGCAACACAACCACACCAUCCUGUCGAUAUAGAACGCUUGCGACGCACCUGGUCCAGGCUAUCCGCCCGGCACCCAACGCUCCGGACUGUCCUUUUUGAGGUCGCCGCAGAGGGAAAGCUGGCCUUGCAGGUGGUCCUCAAGCAAACCGUGCCGGGCGUGGGAGUCGCAGAUAGUCUAGUCAUGCUCUUUUCGCCAACUUCGCUGCCAGAUGAACCGCCUGUGCCACCGCGCGGAGGGAUGGAUUGGAUCCCAAAGUUCCAGGUCUAUCAGACCCCCGACGACGGCCCAAUCUACUGUGUUCUCGACAUCCACCAUACGCUGAUGGAUGCGUCCUCCAUAGCAAAUCUUGGACGAGCGUUUACCCGAUUGUACAACAGCGAUGGAGCGAAAGAGCGUGCCCUAGUGGAGCCUGCAGCCUCGUACACGAGAUUCGCCCGCUAUCUCUCGCGCCACCUGAGAGAGUCCACGCUUGCAUACUGGAAGUCGUACCUCCAAGGGGUUCCCCCCUGUAUCUUCCCCCGGCUUCGACCCGAAGGUGCCGAAGAGCCAGUCGGCGGGCGAAGGGCGUCGGUAUGUCUUGCGGCGAUUCAGCAUAGAUAUCAGCGAUUUUGCCACGAGACCGGCCUGACCGUGGCGAGUUUAUUCAAGCUGGCAUGGGCGCUCGUGUUGCGCAGCUUCACGCAAUCCAACGACGUGGCCUUCACCUACCUAACCAAUGGGCGCGACGUGCCGCUGGACGGGGUGGAGGAGGCGGUUGGCCCCUAUCUCAACACCCUCAUCUGUCGUGUGCAGUUUGACCAGCAGACUUCCUUGCAGCAGACGGCGCAAGAUAUGCAAGCCGAGUUCAUUGCGGGACUCUCCUAUCAGCAGGUCAAUCUGCCUGCUCUGUUUGAUGCGCUGAAUCUUGUCGGGGACUGUGGCUUCAACACAGCCAUCAACUUCUUGCCAAACUUCGACCAGGAGGAGGACGCGGAGCACAAAGGCUCUGAUUCCAUUAGAUUGAAGCUACAUGGCAUCAAGGGCCCAAGUGAGGUAAGCUACCAUGACAUGAUUGUUCUCGUCUCUUCGGCCCAGCCCGUCCUCGAAUGCUUCCUCGGAUAUUGGGCACGCUAUAUGACCGAAGAGCAAGCUGCCAGUGUGGCGGCUGCGCUGAGUGUGGCGGUGACAAGCAUUGUCCAGACGCCUAGCCAGACUAUCGGCGGUGUUGAGCUCUUCAGCGAUCACUAUGCGCCGGAGGUCGAACGCUGGAAUCAGUGUACCACCUUGGGCGAGCCCGAUCGUCUUUACGAAGCGAUGCAGCAGCAAUGUCAGCUCCACGCUGACAAGCUGGCGGUGGAUGCCUGGAACGGCUCCCUCACUUUUGGUGAGCUGGACUGCUUCUCGUCCGUCCUUGCCGCGCGACUGAAGGCAAACGGCAUAGGACCGGGUGACUUUGUUCCAUGCUGUUUUGAUCGGGGAAAAUGGACGCCGGUGGCCAUGCUGGCUAUCGUGAAGACGGGGGCGGCAUUUUGCCUGCUGAGUCGAGAACACUUAACAUAUCUGGCGGAAGUGUGCCAGACAUUAAAGGCCCAGGUCGCGUUAACGAGCCGUGACGAUGCUAAUAUAGCCUUUCAACCGGCUGACGUGAAAGCCCUGACUAUCGAAGAAAUCGAAGAUGAACCCCCGAUAGCAGCUGCCCCGACGUGGUCGGCUGUGACCAACCUCUCAUGCGCCAUCUUCAUCCCUCCCGGCUCGACGAGCAAGAGCUUCAAUAUAACCAGCAAAGACCUUCGCACUCUCUGUCCUACCAUGGUAGAGUCCUCAUCUGGCCUGGGCCUGCACCCGCACGAUCGAGCAAUGCACUUGGCUUCCGCCGCGGAGGAUACCAGCGUGAUGGAAGUGCUGGGCUCUCUGGCCGUCGGUGCUUGUCUCUGUAUCCCACGCGAACAAGACAUUCGGGUCGAGCAGCUCUCGCACAUUUUCGCCACGUUCAAGCCGACGUGGGCCAUCCUGACACCAACCAUUGCCCGUCUACUCCUACCUCGCGGCGCUCCAUCGCUCAAUACCCUACUGCUUGCCGGCGAGGCCAUUUGCCCGUCAGAUCACGACACGUGGGGGGCGCAGAAUACGACUCUCAUGCACCUCUACCGCCCGGCUGCAGGCGCAGGUACCCUUCUGGGCAUGUCCAAGGUGAUUGAACGCUCCGACCCCAAUCUCCU
Aspergillus aculeatinus CBS 121060 is the source of this 4780-nucleotide messenger RNA. Its product is annotated as acetyl-CoA synthetase-like protein. Gene Ontology annotation, biological process: secondary metabolite biosynthetic process; amino acid activation for nonribosomal peptide biosynthetic process. NCBI's taxonomy places the organism in Eukaryota, Fungi, Ascomycota, Eurotiomycetes, Eurotiales, Aspergillaceae. The transcript is spliced from 2 exons. The annotation marks the transcript as partial. The record is from RefSeq and is a predicted model, not a curated record. Gene Ontology annotation, cellular component: cytoplasm. Gene Ontology annotation, molecular function: catalytic activity; phosphopantetheine binding.